Molecule: messenger RNA, 1479 nt
Organism: Angiostrongylus costaricensis
Lineage: Eukaryota; Metazoa; Nematoda; Chromadorea; Rhabditida; Metastrongylidae
Source: the annotation of a GenBank genome assembly
AUGGAAGAGGCAAAAGAAGACCUGAUCGCUGCAAUUCUACAAGCGAAGAAAUGCUGCAUUUCCAUUCAGCAAAAAGCUUGGGAACACGAAAAGUUGGUGCUUCGCCCUCAGGAGGACAUCUUUGUUAGACGAUACCUCUACGGUGUUAUUCUCUCUAGAAGAAUCCGAUACUAUAAUGGGGUUUCAAACGAAAUUUCACAGAGGGGAGCGAUUUGCCGAAUGGGUGAGCAUCUCUACGGUUUUGAGGGCAUUCGAGAUCUGUCGUUCCAAGCCGCAGUCGACGUUGAUCGCUUCUUCGGUCGAGAACCUCACAUUGAUCUACUCUACCAGUCACCGUAUCCGUCACCGUAUCACUUCCUCUAUGAUUAUGUGGAAGGUUAUAGUCGAAAAUUCUUUAAGUCGUCGCUGAGCAGAUCAGCUCAUGAUCUGUCUGAAUGGCAACGACAUUUACAUCACUCACCAACGAUCAGUGGCGCCGUUUCCCACGGCGAGUUGGACUUGACUAGAGAAAUGAGCCAUAGAGAAAGCGUGAUGAAAAGCACCUUGCCCAGUGAUCCGUACCAGGAUGACGUAAAAUUUCUUCAAGGGCCAAAUCCUGAAUUUUCAGCAACUAUGGAAGGAACAUUCUCAUCUCGUCAAUCUUCUUAUCCAUCCGCUAUUAAUCAUGGUAGAUUUGACAGCAAUGGUUCCCAGGAUUGGAGCCACAACUACGAUCGAGUUGCUUUUCACCAACGAAGUUUCAACUAUCCCAGUAUCUCUUCCACCAAUACUUUUAGCCAAAACAUAUCGGCCUAUGAUAAGAUUCACGAAGAAUCAAGAACUUUUCCUAAUUACUCGGAAUACCAUAAUAUUCGUCGUCAAAACUCACUCUUGUUCAAAGGCAACCGCGAUCUGAUACGGGAAUUCGACGAUAGUCUACAUAAAGUCAAUUCGUCUCUGGUACAUGAGGAGAAUGUGCAGCAGACAGUUCAACGACCUUGGUUGGAAGAAAGUAUAGAAAGCACGACUUCUUCGAGAUACUCCACUAUUGAAAAUUUCCUUGAGCGCAACAGCAAAACUACGGAGACAAGAUCACCUAGCAACACAAACUCUCAUCUGGAGUACGAAGACCGAAAAAAAGAAGAUGGAUUGCGAAAGAUGGGAAUAGGUGCAACCGAGUAUAAACGAUCGUCCGCCGAAGAAAGAUUUGCAACAAUGAAUCGAGCAAUGGACGGUGAAUAUUUGGCGACUUCGAAGGUUGAUAACGUUUUGGAAAAGUCAGAAACUUUCCUCGAAGACAAGAUCGAGAACAGCAGCAGUGAGCUCUCUGAUAGCGAAACAAUUCGCGCUACAAACUCAUUCAACUCGGAAGCGACGCUUGUACCAGCCGAGAUCGACUCCAGCCACGAAGUUAUCUAUGACGAUGUUGCUGAGGAUCCUGAACAUGUCUACGAUCCUGUGGCCAACGAUGAAGUGAGGAACAUGCUUAUUACUCGCUAG